Molecule: messenger RNA, 7904 nt
Organism: Polistes canadensis
Lineage: Eukaryota; Metazoa; Arthropoda; Insecta; Hymenoptera; Vespidae
Product: cadherin-86C
Exons: 17
Coding region: 1-7701 (2566 amino acids)
Biological process (GO): homophilic cell-cell adhesion
Cellular component (GO): plasma membrane
Molecular function (GO): calcium ion binding
Source: RefSeq, a predicted model, not a curated record
AUGCCCCUUGCAGGAGCAUGGUUUAAAAUAUGGAUUUAUUUGGGUUUGAUCUUUGGAUGGACAAUGGGUGCACGACCAAGAUUCGAUACUUCCACGGAUAUGGGAUUGGUUUUGAUUCCAGCAGAUGCGGAAGUUGAUUCGGUUAUAUUUCGAUUACGAGCUACCGAUCAGGAUGCUGAUUUUCCUCUUAUUUUUGAAAUAACUGGUAAUUCGGUUGUGAGAAUUGACAAUCUGCCAUGUACGCUCUAUAAUAAAGUGUGCCAGGCUAAUGUAAUUCUAACGAAACGUCUAAUACCUGGCCGUCUUCAUGAUUUCGCUGUAAGGGUUAAAGACUCUAAGGGUGAUUCGAAUUCGAUGCAAGCAACCAUUUCUGUCACGAAUGCGACCACUCAACGCGAUAAAAUAUUCCCGCACAUUCCUUCUCUGAUAAUGGUACCCGAGGACACUAAACCUGGAAAGGAAUUAGAUUAUUUAUUAGUUCGAGCAAAUCCCUGGAGUGGUAAGCCAGUUUACAUCGAAUUAUGGGUGAGUUUGCAACCGAAAGAAUUGUUUACGAUCAGACAACGACAAACACCAUCGCAAACUCGAGGAGUUAUUACAUUAAUCGGAGAAUUGGAUUUCGAAACUCAAUCCAUGUAUACUCUCACAAUGUACGCGACGGAUCCUUACACAGAACCUGGAAAGGAUACAAGAAAUAUCGCUGGUUUGAACGUUGUUAUUGUAGUUCAAGAUGUUCAGGAUGUUCCACCGAUUUUUACUUUGGCACCUCCUUUAACGAGACUCAACAAUUCUGUACAACCCGGGGAUGUAAUAUUACGAGUUCAUGCAGAAGAUGGAGAUAAGGGCGUUCCUCGAGAAAUCGCAUACGGUCUCGUGUCAGAGGGCAAUCCUUUCACACCGUUUUUUAAUAUCUCAGAAACGACAGGAGAAAUCGUUUUAGCUAGACCGUUGGAAGAACUAACACAAAUCACUCACGUCGGUGCACCUGUCGUGCUCAGCGUCGUCGCGGAAGAAAUAAGAAGGACCAGAGAGGAACCACCUGCACAGGCAACAGUCGUUGAAGUUGGACUUUUGCUUGGGGAACCAGGAAAUAGUCCGCCCUAUUUCGAAAGUGACACUUAUGUUACGGUGAUAGACGAAAACUUAGAACCGGGAACUAUAAUUAUUUUUGGCGAUCAAUAUUCGACGAGAGUGCGGGAUGAAGAUAUCGGUAAAGCUGGUGUAUUCGCUCUCAAGUUAGAAAAUAAUAAUGGCACUUUUGAGAUUAAUCCUACCGUUGCUGAACGUACUGCGAGUUUCACUAUUACGGUUCGAGAUAAUACGCUUAUCGAUUAUGAAACGUACAAGAGCUUGAUCUUCAAGAUUGUCGCUCAAGAAGUUGGCCCAGCAACAAAUUUAUCUACAUCCGUACCAGUGACGAUUUAUUUAAGAGAUAUCAAUGAUAAUCCACCGGUUUUCGAACAGGAUUCUUACGAAGUGACACUUUCGGAAAAUGUAACAGCCGGUACACGUGUUGUGCAGGUACACGCUACCGAUAAAGAUACAGGAGAUUUCGGUAACAUACAAUACACUCGGAUAAUCGGACAAGGAAGUGAAGCGUUCACAAUGGAUCCAGAUAGAGGAUUGAUAACAGUAGCGAUGGGAUCUUCUUUGGAUCGUGAGAUUGCACCUAGAUUGGAAUUAUCUAUCGAAGCACGAGAUGAAAAUGGCCAAGGCAAUCGUGGUGUUGUUCCUUUAAUAGUAAAUUUACUCGAUGUGAAUGAUAACGUACCGAUAUUCGAAAAAAGUAUUUACAUGUUCUUUUUGAAUUCUGAUUUGACCAAUUUCACAUCACCCGCUGUGAUCAAGGCUACAGACGCGGAUGCUGAGCCACCGAAUAACGUGAUCAGAUAUGAAAUAAUUCACGGAAAUUACGAGAAUAAAUUUUAUCUUAAUGAAAUCACAGGUGAAUUGAUUUUACGAUCACCAAUAACAAAAGUUCGAAGAAAGAAACAAAGUGCUGCAGAGAAAUUAGCUAGCAAAUCACAAAAAGAGUUACAUCGAGAUGAUAUGAAAGAAUCGAUGUUAAGAACGAUAACCACAACGGCAACUAAUCUAAGAAUGUCAAGAUUAUUCAAGAGGAGUCCUUUUAAGAAUGAAUUGUUAAAAAGUAUUCGAAGAAAACGAGCUGACGAUGAUAAUGCUCUGUACACGUUAACAGCUAGAGCAUACGAUCUUGGUGUACCACAUUUGUCGAGUUUAACACAAAUAAGAAUAACGAGUGGUGGGGCAGUAGAGGAUCGUAUUGUCACAUUCGUUUUACCAGAAGAACAUCCAGAUCCAAUAAAAACUGCAAAAACACUGGCUACGAUCACAGGAGCAAGAGUAACUGUUCAAGAUAUUCGUCCUUACGUUGCAACCAACGACACAUCUAAUAUGCCAAGUGAUGCUAAAAAAAGUAUCGUCGUUGCACGUGUAGAAAAAAGUACUUCCUUUGUCGACAUAGAAAAAAUUCGAGAAACUUUAGCGGCUAAUGGAGUUGGGAUAAUAAAUGCUUCAGUUAUGAUGCCUGAUUCUACUGGAAAAACUACCACCACUAAUAUCACCAAUACUGUUACCAAUGUGCAAAACGAAGAAGUUAUAACGGUGUACAAAGCAGAGAAUAAAAUACUUUUUUGGUUGCUGAUAAUUCUGGGUUUAUUGAUGCUUCUUGCAAUAGCUGCGUUGAUUAUCUGUUGUAUUUGUCCUAGCUGUCCAUUUUACAUGGCACCUAGAAAACGUCGAGUCCAAUCAUCGGAAACUUUAAUUGUCCGAUCGGACGGAAGGCCAAAGAGACAUCUUCAUCGAAAACAACCUACGAUCGUUCAUGUAACCAAUAACCAGGAAAGGAAGCAAGCAUGGAGUGCCGAUCCAACCCGAAGAAACUGGCAAUUCAAUCGGCGGAACGUGAAAAAUUGUGGCUUGGCUUCGUUACCAGGUGACGUAGCUUAUGUUACCACGCAUGCGAACGAAGGAAGAAUGAACGUGGAUUCCUCGAGAAAGCAACGAGAUGAUUUGAUUUAUGAUACUACUGGAAGAAUCACUGAGCAAGAACGAAUGUACGUAGAAGAUAUUGAGAAUAUGAAAAUGAGAGAUUAUCAUAUGGACGAUGGUAUAGAAUCUUUGGAACGACAUGAAAUCGAACGUAGUCCUGAUCAUCCUCGACAGAGUUAUAGAUAUGAACAAGAACAAGAUACGAACGAUGAGAGAACGGUUAGAGAGCAACAUUUUUAUCGUGAAGGUAAUGCGGAAAUUUUGCGAUUAGUAACAAGAGGACAAGUCGAGGAUAACGUGAUUCAACAUCGUGGUACAACAGUAAUCGUAGACGGCAAAGAUAUUAUCUUAAAAAGAUUUAUGGAAGAUCAAAAAAUGAGACAAGAAGCAUCGAUUCAAGAUCUCGACGGUGCACGAAGUAUGGAAUCAGCUCAAAGAGUCCGAGAAACUACUCACCAGCAACCUGAGAUUAUUCUGAUACCGCAAUCCUUAAACAUCGGUAAUAACCAGCACGUGGAUGAAAGUGGUCCAGGUGUUCAGAGAUUACUUAUCGAUCAUAUCGAUUACGAGGAUACUCCUAAAGAUAAAGUUACUCAUAUCUCGGACAUACAAACCACCAGACAAGAAUCUACAAUUGUUGGUGGAGCUUCUGAAAGUACCGAGAGACCAACGAUGCCAACCAAAGAUAACGCACAACCCAUUAAUGUUCAAUCUUAUUCAUACCAUGACAUGGAAUUGGCACGGCAAAACGCCUUGCUGACUAGACUUUUAUUGGAACGAGAAACUCGUGCAAGUGGACCUGCCAUGAUGGAUUCUACGAGUUAUUUGGAGACUCAAAGUUUACCUGGACAAGUAGCUAUUGCAACUCAAACCGAUAGGACUACCGCUACUCAAACAGAAAGACACGUUCGAAGUAGAAGUGACAAUGAUGAAUCCGAAGACGAGUCGAGGAUAAGAAAAAAAAUGAAAACUAAAAAGAGAUACGAGAGUGAUUCGAAAAGGACUAGAACUUUAUGGAUGAAAUCACCGAUAGAAGAAGAAAGAAGUCCAUGUUUCGAUAAACGUUUGAGUAUUCUUCGUAAGAAAGUAAAGGAGGUCAAAGAUGGAAGAAAGAUUUCUAUAGAACCUGAAGUUCUCCGUGAAAUAUCUGACUCUUUAGACGACAACGGAAGUUCCGGCAAAGGAGACGAUAAAGAGACGAAAACGUACGAACGAUCGACAGAAGAAACCAGUAUCAGAUAUGAAGUAUUAAAUGAAGAGGACAAUGGUAGUCCUUCAUCCACCGAAAUCAUCAAAGAUAAAUUCGACAAUGUUUUCAAUGAAAAAACUCAUUAUCGUGGACGCGAUGAUCAAAAAACUAAAAUGACCGAAUCAACUUCUUCUUCUACCGAACCCAAAGAAACAAGAGAAAAAUAUUCGGAAGAAGAAACAACCAGUCCGAAGAAGGAAACGAAAAAGAAUCAGAAAAAAAGUGAAAGUAAACCUACUUUUCGAAUAUUGGAAAGGGAGAUUACAUUGUUGACGAAGAAACUCAGUAAACUAGGUGAAAAGAAGACUCAAGAAAGUGCAGGAAGUGGAAGUACGAUUCAAGAAAAAACUACUACCAGUAGUAUGAAAAAAAGUUCGAAGAAGGACGUAGAUCAGAAGAUGUCUAAAAGGAAAGAAGAUUCUAGUAAGCAUCGAACAAAGAUCUCUACAGAACCGACUCCUAGCACUUCGAAAAUUGUAGAAAAAGGAACGAAUCAAAAAAAGGAAGGAACUGCAACUAAACUCAAACACAAGUUAAAGUAUCAGCAAGCUCAAGUUACGAGUACUGGAAGCUCCGAAAUAGAAGACACUCAUGAAAGAUCGAGAAAAGAGAGUUCUGAAUCGAAUAAAGAAAAUGUUAAAAAUAAGCAACUACCAGCAACUACUACGUUUCAUUCUAAAAUCAAAAGACAAUCUCACGUUGAGGAAGAGAAAGACAAUGUCAUAUCAAAGGAUCAAGAUAGCGAGAAACAAAAGGAAUUUUCUAAAGAACGUUCGAAGUUUGAUUCGAAGUUUGGGAAAUUAGAUAAAUCGAUAAGCCGCUUGCAAAAAGAAAGUUUAUCGGAAGAGUUCAGCGCAAGUACUGGUUCGGAUCAAAUUGAAAGUAAAAAGGAGUUUGGUACUCGUCGAAAUUUCGAUAAGAGAACGAGUACAAGCUCUUCUGAUAAUUUUUCCAGACAAUCGGGUCAACGAAAAUCGAGAAAAAUGCGGGUACAUCAAACUACUAAAGUUUCCGAUAUUUCGUUAAAGGAUACCCCAGAAAAGGAGGAUGCCGACAAACACAAAACGAGCUCGGAUGAUAAAAAUGUUAAAAAGAAAUCGAAAUUAAUUAAAAUGCAUGCUGAUGGAAAGAAGAAAAUAACUACGGUUAAGAGUGAUUUAGAAAGUACAGAAAACGAUGAUCGUGUGAUAUCAUUGAAAGAAGCUUUGAAAGAUUUUGUGGGUUUUGGACGUAACAAACGAGACACGAGCGAGGAGCAAACGUUUACCGAUAAUUUCGAAGAAAUAUCUAAGGAAACAUCCUUACAGGAUAAAGAUAAAAUCGAAGAAAAUCUUCGAGAUACAGAUAAAGAGGAAAUACAAAAACAAUCUAAAAAUGAAGACCAAGAGAUUGAAAUCACUGACGUUCCUUCCAAGGAUAUUGAAAAAGAAGCAAUAACUAAAGUAAACGAAGAUAGAAAAAUUUUAGAAACACGUGAAGUCGGUAGUAAAAAUUACGUCGAUAAAAAGAAGACCGUAGAAGAAUUUGUCGAAGAAUUACAAAAAGAAAUCUAUAUGUCUCAUAUAUCAGAUAAAGAAAAAAACGAGAUUGCAAGUACUUCUAGUGUGCCCCCGAUCGAUAAGAUCUUAUCGGAAACUACAAUAAUUCCGAGUACGUCUAUGAAUAUAAUCCAUGAAAAAGUAUCUUUUCAAGAUAACGUUGAUAAAAUUGAUUCCAAGAUUGAAACAGAAGUAACAAAAGAAAAAGAUGAAAUAACUAAGGAGAAAGAUACCAAAGAAUCUUUCGAAACUGAAAGAAAGGAUGCUUCGUCUGUUAAAGAUAGUAAACUAAUUCCUAUAUCCGUAGAUACCGAAAAAGAUACAAAAUCAUUCGAUCAAUCUGCAAAGGAAGAUAACGAGGCUACAAAACAAUUAUUUGAAAUUACUAACAAUGAUUUACAAGUUACGAAGGAUAAUGGUAAAGUUAAAGAAUCUGAAGAUAAACCAAGUUCGUCUAAAUCUGUGCAGGAUAAAGAUGAAAAGAAGGACGAGGAAAAAAAUACUUUAACUGUAACGAAAGAACCAAGUUCUUCUAUAGUUACGACAAAAAUCAUAGAAACGGCUUUAGAAAUUACGAGUAAACGAAGUUCACCCCAAGAAAGUGACAAGGAUGAAAAGUUUGAAUUAAAGGAGACGGCUAUCGAAAAAAGUGAAAAAGAUCAUGCACGUACAGGCUCUCUUGAAGUUGAUAAAAUUAUAAAAAGUAAUGGUAAGAGAGAUUCGAUAAUUGUAAGUGCAGAAGUGUACGCUGAACAAAUUAUUGAACAAUCUCCGGAUAAAAAUCAGGUUACUGAUGAAAGUAAAGAAGUAUUAAAUAUUGAAGAAGAUAAAAAUAAGGUCGAUAUAUCUGUCUCUGAGAAAGAUAAAAAAAAUAUUAUUGAAGAAUAUCCGGUUAAAAUAUCGCCAGUAAAAGACGUUUCUGAGUAUCAUGAGAUGAAAGACAUAGAAUUUACUCCUUACGAAGAUAAACCCAUGGAAGUUAUUGAACAGAGUAUUAUAAAUGUAGAAGAAAAGGAUAGUACUGACAAGUCUCACGUAAAGACAGAAGAAAUGACAUUAAAAAAGGAGGAAGGAGAAGCAGUUUAUAAAAGCGAUAAAAUUGAAAUAAAAAAAGGUGAAAGUGAUGAAGAGAAGCAAAAAUUAAAGAGAACUUUAAUCGAAUUAGAUCUAAAAGAACAGGAGAGUAAACCCACAGAUAAAGAAACCGAUAAAGAAGAUGUUCAUCCAGAAACUUUAAAAGAUGAUAUAACAGAUUUGACAUCUCCGAAAGAUUUCGAAACUCAUGAAAAGGAAGAGUUAGAAAAAGUCCAAAUUACAAGUAUACCUUCGACUGAACCCGAAGUUUCAACAUUAGCCGACACGAAAGAUCGAUUAACCAGCGAAGAAGAAAGAAUAGAAAUAAAAACGGUUGAGGAAUUAAAGGAUUCUACAGACGAUAGAUCGAUUAGAGUGGAAAAACCAUCGAAACCACCAUCACCGAUCCAAACACAAGAACCAUCGGUCGUCCAAGAGAAAUCCGAAAUAAAAAUUGAAACGAUGAAAAUCGAUAAAGAAGAAAAAGAAAGUGGGCCAGCCGAGGUUACCAAAACUACGAAAGAAUUAAAAUUCGACGAGAAAACUCAGUUAGGAACAGACGAUAAAGAUUUUACCGAGAAGGAAACCUUAAUCUUGUUGGGAGACAAAGGUGAUCAAGGUAGUAUAAUUAAAUUAGAGAAGGAAGAGGAUCAAGAAGACAAAGAAGAUUCGAGUAAACAAGAUAAGUUUGUUGAAAGGCCAGAUCAGAGGAGUUUGCAACCAGGAGAGGAGUUUACAAAAGAAGGACUUCAAACAAGGACGGAGGAAUACGAAAACGAAAACAACACUGAUCACGAGACCCUACCAAACGCCUCGGCACCGCGCUAAGGAUGUUCCUGAAAAAGAAAGCCUUUCAAAGGAAAUGACCGAAAGUGUAUCUGCUGUUGAUGACAUGAAAUUGACGGUCGAAGAGGUAAAAGAUGAAAGUAGGGAACUACGAGUGGUCGAUGUUACCAUGGAUGAUAUAAAAAAACUUCCUAGUGUUUUGCACGAGACAGCGGAACUAAAAAACAGUUUAAUUGAUAAAGAUA